CUGAUCGACUCGACACAAAACAGCCGAAAGAAGCCAGCCAAGCAAGAAGCAAGCCGUGUUGCAGGCUGCUGUGAGAGUGUUGUGUGUGGUGUUUUCGAGUGUGUGUUGGGCUACGCGAGCCACGCUCCUCGCCUCGAUCGAACAAGCAAGCAAGCAAGCGAGCAAGAAAAAAAAGAGAACGCAUUGCAGCCAUGGCGCCAACAGCCGGCCAGAGCAGAGGAGAUGGAGGAGGACGAGGAGGAGCAACACCAAGACCAAGAACAAGAAGCGCAAGAACAACAAGAAUACCACCACCAUCACCAGCAGCAGCACAACAACAACAACAACAACAACAACAACAACAACCGACAACAACCGCGACAGCACGUCGUCGCCACUCGAGAAGGGUGCCAAUACUCUCCAUCUUCGCGCUCGUCGUCGUGCUCGUUGCGUGCCCGUUGUUUCUGCUGUGUGCAACGCAUGCCCACGGCGCACAGACGACGACAACGACGACGACGACGACGGCAGCGACGACGACGGCAGCGCAGCUUGGCAAAACCACGACGGCAGCAACAACAGCGCCGCCUGCGCCGUCAGAUCCGCUGCGCCGGUGGCUCUAUGAUCUCGUCAUCCCCGUGCCUGACAUCUCCCUCCCUGUGCCGUUGAUCGGCAAGUUCAACCUCACCCAGCUGUCGUGCACAGACCUGCUUCUCGGUACCAUCUCCUCCAGCGCAGACAACGGAACGCUGCGCGCCGGGUUCAAUGGCCUCAGCAUCCAGUGCGAUGGCGUGUACGCAGUCACUUUGCUCAAGCAGAAGGUCUCUGGCCCGCUCAAGCUCAUGCUCACCCCGGCAUCCCGCAUCGGCGUCGCCAUCGACAUUGUGUGGGACGACGACAGCUUGCCCUACGCCGUCGUGCCCACCACGCUCGACGUGAACCUGGCCACGCGCCUGAAACUCAAGGACGCGCCCGAUGCCAUCAACAAACUCCUCAACGAAAUUGACAAGGCCCUCACGCCAACCGUCAACAAGGAGGUGGAAAAGACCCUUCGGUCCCUCAUCGCCAACAACCUCACCGCCGUCGUGCAGCAGGUACACACAUGCAACGAUGCGGGCGAUGAUGAUGAUGAUGAUGAUGAUGAUGAUGAUGAUGAUGAUGAUGAUGAUGAUGAUGAUGAUGAUGAUGAUGAUGAUGAUGAUGGUGGUGGUGGUGGCGCGGACGACCUGACACACAGCCCGCUGAUUGAGGUGCUCUCGUCGUUCAUUGACAUGGGCUUCUACGACAACACCAUCAACACGCUGGUCGACGACCUCACCAAUGGCACGGGCACCAUCACCGCGCCCCUGACCAAUGCAUCUGUGCACGUGCCGCUGGGAAACCUCGGCAGCAUCACCCUCGCCGCCAGCGAGUUUGCUGUGGGCGGUCUGGACUCGUGGUCCAACCAGACAAUUGUGCUGCACCCGCACGACAACACGAGCCUGCUCUCCAACAUUGACCUGCGCACGCUCGACCUCAACGUCUCCGUCUCUGUUGUCGUCAACACAUCCACGUCCACGCAGCCGCUGAACGAGAGCGCCACCAUCGUCUUUGACCUCAACAACGUCGACCUCAUUGCAGACAUGUUCCUCGCCCUGGACGAGGUAACACUCGACGGCCUACCAUCCUCCCGCGUCCUCAACAUCGACUGUCUUCUCGCCGCAACAUCGGACGUCAACGUCACCCAGUUGCUGCUUGACUUCACGGUCGACCAGCUCGCCAUCCUGGCCGGCGCUGGCUCCACGGAGCAAGACAUCGACCUCCUCCUCACCAACACCAUCGAUGUGGUUGUUGCUGCGUACGAUAAGGCCAUUGGUGACGUCGUAAACUACGUGCUUAUGGAGGUGGUGCGCCCCGAUGUGAACGUCGCUGCCUCUGCCGCCAUCAACAACGCCACCUGCCCACCUGUGGCCAAGCCCUCGUCUCUCGACGCAUCGGCGCUCGCAGGGUACCUUGCCUCUGCUGGCACCAGCUUCAUCUUCAUCCUCAUUGGCAUUGCCCUGUUUGCCGUCGGCCGCAAGUACGCCAAGAGGCGCCGUCACCAGAAGCGCAAGCAGCAGCAGCAGCAGAAACAGCAGCAACAGGCGAUGAACGGCAACGGUGUGGGCGCUGGCAAUGGCAAUGGCGCCGGUGUUGCUGGCAGUCGCGCCGCUCGCCUCAGCAGCCGGGAUUCGUUUGCCACCUUCGCCGACGAGCAGGACGAAGGCGAGGCAACGGCACUGCUGGCCAGUCGCAUCGACCGCACGUCCUCUGCCGCCCCCUGUCUGGCCCUGGAGCCGACCGUGUCCACCUUUGCCCGCUACUCGGUGCCGCUCGUGCUGCUGGCCACCGUUGCCAUCUUCAUCUGGUCCAACAACAGCGUGGGCGCCUCUGUCAUCCCCGCCAUCACCCUCGGCGAUGAUGUGAUCAAGUUUGGCCCGCUCUUCUCCUUCGACCUCACCAACAGCGUGCGCGACAUGUGGAACGCCAAGGUGUACGCGCUCUCCCUCCUCAUUGGCGCCUUCUCCGGGAGCUGGCCUUACCUCAAGCUGAUGCUCAUGCUUGCGUCGUGGCUGCUGCCCACGGCAUGGCUCUCUGUUUCUCGCCGCGAGUUUCUCCUGCGCAUGCUCGAUGCGCUUGGCAAGUGGUCUCUCAUCGACAGCUUUGUGCUGGUCAUGAUGAUCGUGGCCUUCCGCUUCCACCUCGACAUCAGCAAGCUUGUGGACGAGCCCGGCCUCGCCUCCUUUGACAUCUUCGUCCAGCCCGGUCGCGGCAUCCACACCUUCCUCAUUGCCACCAUCGUCUCCCUCACCAUGUCGCACAUCAUCCUCCACAUCCACCGCACCGCCGUCGACUACCACCGCCACGGCGGCCGGCACUAUGACGAGCGCGACGAUGACGACGGCGAGAACCAGUCCCUCUCCCGCCACACGUUCACCGCGCAGACGGGCGAAAUGUACCGCUUCACCGUCCUGGGCGCCGUCCUCGUCGUCUUUGCGUUGCUUGCAAGCAUCGUCCUCCUCUCUGUCGGCACGUCCAUCGACGCGUUUACGUUUGAGUUCAAAGGCCUUGCGGCGCUGGCGAUGAGCCUUGACGGCGACGAUCCAAACCGCACCUUCUCCCUCAUCACCAUCGGCACCACCAUCCCAUCGUCCGUGGAGAAGCCGGACAGCUUUGGCAUUCGCUACAUCCAGGCCCUCUUCUUCCUGCUCGCGCUGGCGGUGCCGCUCGUCCAUCUCGUCGCCCUCAUCUGCAUCUGGUUCCUCCCGCUCUCAACACACGCGCAGCGCCACCUCUUCCACGCUGCGGAGGUCCUCAAUGCGUGGUCGUGCCUCGACGUGUUUGUUGUCUCCCUCCUGGCGGCUGUGCUUGAGAUUGGCCAGUUUGCCCAGUUUAUCAUUGGUGACAAGUGCGACCCCAUCGAUGCCAUCAUCAAGCCUCACGUCAAGAAGUGGCCGCGCUUGCGUGAUGACGCAAAGUGCUUUGAUGUGAAGACGGACCUUGAGUCCGGCAGUUGGGCGCUGUUUUCCGCAGCCGUCGUCAGCGCUCUCACCAUCUGGGUGGUGAUGCCACUGUGUCACCGCGCUGUUCGGGAGCGGUUGUACGGGCCCGCUGCUGCCCACACGCGCGACCAGCGCUUGCACACCGUCAACAGCAUGGCGGCGCUGUCGGAGGAGCCCAAGAAGUGUGCAGCGUGUACAUCGUGUGCUCCGUGCAUGCAUGCAUUUGAGAAGAUGCACGUCAUCAAGUACGAUGGCGUGCAGGCGUAG
Molecule: messenger RNA, 3764 nt
Organism: Salpingoeca rosetta
Lineage: Eukaryota; Choanoflagellata; Craspedida; Salpingoecidae
Exons: 4
Coding region: 192-3764 (1190 amino acids)
Source: RefSeq, a predicted model, not a curated record